Molecule: messenger RNA, 881 nt
Organism: Erigeron canadensis
Lineage: Eukaryota; Viridiplantae; Streptophyta; Magnoliopsida; Asterales; Asteraceae
Product: CASP-like protein 5A1
Exons: 3
Coding region: 154-693 (179 amino acids)
Cellular component (GO): membrane
Source: RefSeq, a predicted model, not a curated record
AUUCAUGUCCACCAACUCAGAAUUCCCCCAAAAUCCAAAAUUUCCUCACUAAAUUUCAUUCCACAAAAUAUACAAUUCCAUGUUUCUUUAUAUUUAUACGUAUAUCUGAUACUGUAUAUAUAUAAUUUUUUUUGUUGCAAAGUUUGAGUGACGAUGAGCCGGCCGGCGGUACACCCAGUGGAACCGCCGCCAAUGAUAGAUGGCAGAAAUGACGCGCCGCCGCCAAGACGGGUGAGAAUGAAAGACGUACAAGGGAUGCCCGGUACGCCAGCCGGGCUCAUCCUCCGUGUCCUUCAGUUUAUCUUCGCCGUCAUUUCACUUUCCGUCAUGUCUUCCACCUCCGAUUUCCCCUCCGUCACCUCUUUCCGAUACCUUGUAGGUGCUGUUGGGUUGCAAUGUUUGUGGAGCUUGUCAGCAGCCAUAAUCGAUGUAUAUGCACUUUGUGUCAAAAGAAGCUUGAGGAAUCAUGCAGUUAUUACUGUGUACACUAUCGGUGACGGGGUUACAUCGACACUUACUUUUGCUGCUGCAUGUGCAUGUGCGGGCAUCACAGUUCUUAUCAGCAAUGAUCUUAAUACAUGUGACGUGAAUCAUUGCAAAAGGUUCAUGUCAGCCACUGCUAUGGCAUUUCUAAGUUGGUUCGCUGUAUCUCCGUCUUUUUUCUUGAACUUUUGGUCUUUGGCAUCACAAUGACAGAAAACAGCCAAUCCUCACCAAUCCUUAAUUUUGAUAUGUUUGACAUUUUGAAGGAAUGUAAUCUAUCCGAGGCUGUGAGGUACAGAGUUUUUUUUUUUUUUUUGCUCUUUUGCAGGUUUAACUAACUAAAAUGUCAAAUUUUGUAUGGUUUUGUACCUGUAAUUUAAAUUGGUCAGUCGUCACAA